UGUAAUAGGUGAUAUUGUCUUUUUACAUCAGGUGGCUCCUGAUAUCUGGUUACCUUUAUUGUGAUGUUAAUGCCAUAAAUAGUAAAAUUAGGUGCCUAUAAUGAUUAUAAAAGUUAAUAUGUAAUAUUAUUUUACAGAGAGGCUUCAGAACCAGUACUGAUUGUAUAUAGCAAAGCUAUUUGUAUUUAUAUAUGUUUUAGCCAGACAUCUUAUAUUUUCUUAUUAGCCCUUGCAGUUUUAAGUAAGAUUCUCUAGAACUUUAUAAUUGAUUAUUCCACCUGCCAGUUAGAGUGAUUUCCGACUCCUCACUUCCAGUUUUUUAUACCCUUCUUUUUCCUUGCAUUAUUAGAUUACCAGCUUUUGACGCACCCAACUUCGAACAGCAUUAGCAGUGAGAGUACACCCCUGUCCUCACCCUGAGUUUUAUGAAGGGAAUACCUAUGUUGCCAUUUCAGUCUGGAGGGGAAACCUGUCUUUCGAGUACUGUCCACCUCAGGACAAGGAGCUGGGGCACCACUCUGGCUGGAGACCUGCCCUCAGCUCACCUCAGUCCCAGCCUAGGCCAGUCAGAUCCUUCCUCUGGUCUCUCACCCUACUGGAUUCUGAAAUGUUUGGUUUUGUCUCCUCAGGGCCGGACACAUCCUCACAGAAAAUUGAAGACUUGGUGGAAAUGGUGAAAAGGUUACAGAAAGGAGGAAGCUUGGAGCCCCGGGUUGAGGUCCUGAUUAACCAGAUUAAUGAGGUUCAGCAAGCAAAAAGGAAAGCCAGUGAAGAGCUGGGAGAGGCCCGGACUGUCUGGGAGGCCCUGCAGAAGGAACUGGACACACUGCAUGGAGAGAAAGUACGCCUGAAGGAGAUCUUGAGCAAAAAACAAGAGACCCUAAGGAUCCUGCGGCUGCACUGCCAGGAGAAGGAGACUGAGGCACAGAGGAAGCACAGCAUGUUGCAGGAGUGCAAGGAGAGAAUCUCUGCCCUGAACUCCAAGAUCGAGGAAGAGAAGAACAAACAGAGGCAGCUGAGGUUGGAUUUUGAGGAGCAUCUGGAGGAUCUGAUGGCCCAGCACAAGGACCUCUGGGAAUUCCAUAAGCCAGAGCGGCUGGUGAGGGAGAUUUGUGCCCUGGACAGCAGUAAGGAGCAGCUACUCAAAGAAGAGAAGUUGCUCAAAGUGAAGCUGGAGGACGUGAAGCAUCGGCUGUGCUCCCUGUGCGGGGCUGAGGGCACCUCCACCGUCGCUGACGGGCUCUUUCUCCGUAGCCAGGAGGCAGCAGCAGCAGUGCAGCUGUUCCAGGAGGAGAACAAGAAGGCUGAGGAGCUCCUGGCAGCUGCUGCCCAGCACCAUCAGCAGCUGCAGCAGAAGUGCCAGCACCUGCAGCAGAUGCGACAGAGGCUGAAGGAGGAACUGGAAAAGCAUGGGAUGCAGGUUUCUGCCCAAGGCCAGAGCAAGCAAGAGGAAGGGGCCAGCCCAAGAAAGGCAGCCAGUCCCAAGUUCCUAGGAGUCCAUGAAGAGGAAGACCCUGAGCUUCCCACUGAGUAGGACGUGAUGCCCUCUUAGGCCAGGAAGACACUCCCCACCCCCAACCUUCUCCCAAGGGACUUCGAGAAAUAAAGGUGCUAUUUU
Galeopterus variegatus (Sunda flying lemur) is the source of this 1618-nucleotide messenger RNA. Its product is annotated as synaptonemal complex central element protein 1-like. The transcript has 12 exons. Gene Ontology annotation, biological process: synaptonemal complex assembly. The record is from RefSeq and is a predicted model, not a curated record. Gene Ontology annotation, cellular component: synaptonemal complex. Lineage: Eukaryota; Metazoa; Chordata; Mammalia; Dermoptera; Cynocephalidae. The coding region runs from base 608 to 1534 and encodes 308 amino acids.